AUGCGAGUCUCCAAGAUUGUCGGCUACGAAAAAGGAUCAGUCAUCGCCGAGUUCGAAGUGGUCGCCAUGGAAGAUACCGCCAAGCCUAUGGAGCUCAAAUCAAUGGUUGAGGAGAAUGCGGUUCGUGGUCAAAUCGGAGCCUUCUCUAUCGAGCCAUCAACCGUUAAAGUCACUGAGGUCGAUACCACCACUGCUCCAUCCAAUGAGGAAACUCUCACAGAUUGGCGAAUGUGGCGCAACAUCGUCGUCAUCGCUGGUUGCUCAGUGGCUACUGCUAUUGCUGUAUUAUGCAUUUGCUACAUGUGUUGCUCAAAAUGCAAAAAGAGGACCUAUACCGCCUACCCAGUCGCCGAUCAUCACAUGUCGUACGCCAGUAGAAUGUUAAACGAGAAAGGAGGAUUCGACAAUGCCAUCUACCACCAACCACAGCGAUUCUAUUCCCAAACGACGGUCGCAUCGACCAAAGUAACAUCGGCCUCUGCUGCUCACGGUGCCGACCCAAAUGGAAAUAUUGAAGGACCACCAGGAGGUGUUGGAGAGACUACUUACGCCGAGUGGUAUUCUAAGGUCGGAUCAAAGCCCGCAUCCCAACAACACGAAGAAGUCCCACCACAACAACAGCAGCCACCAGUCCAGUCCCGACCACCAUCCACGACGCCAUACGUGUCAUAUCCCAACGAUCCGACAGGCUACUACACGUUGGGCGGCCGUCAUCGGCAGAACUCGGCGAGCUCGAAUAAUAAGUAUGCCACUAAGUAUUAG
Messenger RNA from Caenorhabditis elegans, 762 nucleotides. The record is from the annotation of a RefSeq genome assembly. NCBI's taxonomy places the organism in Eukaryota, Metazoa, Nematoda, Chromadorea, Rhabditida, Rhabditidae.